This is a messenger RNA of Glossina fuscipes, 1102 nucleotides long. RefSeq lists its product as uncharacterized. The transcript is spliced from 3 exons. Bases 115 to 786 code for a protein of 223 amino acids. NCBI's taxonomy places the organism in Eukaryota, Metazoa, Arthropoda, Insecta, Diptera, Glossinidae. The record is from RefSeq and is a predicted model, not a curated record. Gene Ontology annotation, cellular component: Ndc80 complex; kinetochore.
UUCAGUCAAAUCUUCAUCUUGCGAUUCAGGCAACCGUAUCCAUCUCGUUCUAUUUAAACGGUAUUAUAAAAGUUCUAAAAAUUUUUGAAUAAAUAUUAAAUAACAAACAGAAAAAUGUUUAAGAAGGAGAAUAUGGAUAGUUGGAACGCUGUAUUUACCGAAUGUCAAUUACGUUCAAGUGAUUUAAGCAAACCCACAGAAGGAUUCCUAACAAGCGUGUUGGUUGUUUACUUAAAACGUUUUGGUUAUAAAAUAGAACCUCCAAGUACAAUGGAGAAUAAUGAAUAUCAUCUGUUUCGGAUCAAAUUAGUUAAACAAAUUGAUCACAUGCUUAAAAUAACCAACGAGUCCUAUGUUUUUACGUACUACGAUUUAAUACGCCCGACGCCUAAGAAAACCUCCCAGAUGCUACGCAUUCUCCUGAAUUAUUUGUUUUAUUACAACAUGUACAAAGAGGAAGUUUUCAAAAUGGUAGGGAAGCCGUUAAAUGAACUGCAGGACCUAAAAGCUCGAGUCGAGAAAACAAGAUGUGAAAAUGAAAGAAGACAAAAAGACAAAAACGCAGAGCUUAAGCAAUCUAUUCAGAUGUUGAAUGAAGGAUUAUCAACUAGUCGGGAAGAAUUAAAAACUUAUGUGGAAAAAAUUGGGGCAAAAAAAGGGGAUAUUGGUAAACUUGAACGUGAAAUUGAAGAGCUCACAGAAAAACAAAAGCAGCUGCAAGAAGAUAAAAACCGUCUUCUCAAUAAAGUGGUAUCUAAUGAUGAAUUUCAGGAAUUAGGAAAGUAAGCGAAGGAAUUAUGAUAAAAUUGCAAAAAUUUUAACAAUUAAUGUUUUAGGCAAAUUCCGCAGUUGGAGAAUAAAUUGGCAACUCUAACGAAAGAGCAAGGUCACAUGGAAUCUGUGCUAAGUAAACGUAAUGAAGACAUUAAAAAGCUGCAAGAACAAAGUGCUGAACUCGACGAGUUAAGCAGGGUAUUCCCAAAAGAUUUAUUAACCCAAUUAGAGAACAGUAACAAACAACUGAAAAAUCUGCAAAGAGAAGCUCCAUUUGCAGAAAGUAAGAAUAAACUCUCCGAUAAGGAUAUCAAAGAAUUGAAAGAAG